UGUGUCGUACGAAAUUUGGUGUGUUCGAAGUUUUAAGGGAUUACAAGGGUCGAACGCAGAGCAAGAUGGCUUACUCUUGGGACAACCGUGUUAUGUACAUCAUCCGAUAUUUUUACGACAUCGACAACAACGGUUUCCUGGACAAGAACGACUUCGAGUGCCUGGCCGUCCGCAACACCAUCGUGGAGAGCCGUGGCACUUUCCCCGACGACAUCUUCGCUGGGAACAAGAAGGUCAUGGCUGAUCUGUGGAACGAGCUGGCCGAGUUGGCGGAUUUCAAUAAGGACGGUGAAGUAAGUGCUGACGAGUUCAAACAAGCUGUCAAGACCCACUGUCAAGGCAAGUCAUAUGCCAACUUCCCUACAGCUUUCAAGACAUUCAUUGACAAGCAGUUUAGGACCGUCGACGUCAACGGCGACGGUGUUGUGGGCGUGGAGGAAUAUAGGCUGGACUGCAUCACGCGGGCGGGCUUCUCCGAUGUGGCUGAAAUCGAUGAUGCUUACAACAAACUCUGCAGUGACGACGACAAGAAGAAAGGCGGCAUCACCCUCCCGCGUUACCAAGAGCUCUACGCCCAGUUCCUCGCCAACCCUGAUGAGAAGUGCAGCGCAUGCUAUCUCUUCGGCCCUCUGAAGAUGAUGGAGUAACUCCUCCUUCACGCCCAUACUCCAACGCCCACGCCCAACGCCCACCCACGUCUUUCUUUUUCAACCCUUCCCUUUUCUUAAAGGAGGGAUUUUAGAGAAGGUUGUUGAGCAUAAUCUUCCUGCCUUCCUUUUCUCUUCGUUCUGGGAUGCUACCAUACAAAACCAUGGAAUACCAUGCACGCUCUUAUCUCCAGCUCCUUUGGGAUGCUUGUGUGGUAUCCGUGAUGGUAUUUGGGUAUGGUUACCUCACGAGGGGGGGUUAGGAGAGGGCUUCUGGGGGGGGGGGGGGGGGAGGGCUUUUUGGUUAGUGGAGGCUUCGGAGUAUUUUGUGAGAGGAAGAAACGCCCCUUAAAUAUUGGGCCAUUUGUUGGUGGUGAAUUAUUUAUUGUUUCUUGUUAUUGUUCAAUGAAGUUCGAUUCUUCAUUCUU
Penaeus vannamei (Pacific white shrimp) is the source of this 1075-nucleotide messenger RNA. NCBI's taxonomy places the organism in Eukaryota, Metazoa, Arthropoda, Malacostraca, Decapoda, Penaeidae. The record is from RefSeq and is a predicted model, not a curated record.